Messenger RNA from Cryptococcus wingfieldii CBS 7118, 1764 nucleotides. RefSeq lists its product as hypothetical. The record is from RefSeq and is a predicted model, not a curated record. The transcript has a single exon. The coding region runs from base 1 to 1764 and encodes 587 amino acids. Lineage: Eukaryota; Fungi; Basidiomycota; Tremellomycetes; Tremellales; Cryptococcaceae.
AUGAGUGACAUCAACUGGAACCCUCAGAAGCCGCCUCUCCGUCGUAUGGGUAAGUGGUUCUACAACGCCUCGAGCGCGAGUGGCCAGGACCCUACCCUCUCCGCCACAGACUCAGCCUACUAUUCAGACGCAAGGUCUUUUCGAUCUUCCCGAUAUGGAAGCAAAGCGGACCUGGCAGAAUCGGGUAGUCCGCGGCACGAUAAAGAGGGGUGGUAUAACAAGACCAAGAAGAGGAUGGGGUCGAUAUUACCUUUCGCAUCAAAGCGCGAUCAUUCGUUCAUCAGCGAAGAUGACCUGCAAGACGGAUACGACUCACGCUCGGACGGAUAUCGAUCUGAUUCGUCGUAUUCGCCGUAUUCGUCCGCGCCUGGAGAGGAAAUCGCUAUGAACUUGGAGGAGAAUGACGGUAGUCUUCCGCCUUCUCCUAUCGUACCUCAUAUACCUCACGAGCUUCACAACAUUGCUGAGGACGCGGACGGUGAGCAGAGGGAGGAAUCAAGCUUUCAUUCAAGUACCAGGACCAUGGACCUCUCGCUCCAUCACCCCACGCCUAUCCGGCCACAAAUCUUUCCUGACCAUGUUGAAGACGCGUGGGACGAAAAGCAUGCAGAGUAUGGCCACAUUGAUAACUCACAGUCUCAGGCUGGAGGACACGUCUCGAGCUCAAGACCUGACCAUGAUGGUGAAGUACAUCAAGAUGUGGAGCGAGAGGUGACACGGGAAGGUAGUGUCGAUUGUCGCUCCAUUCCUCAUUCUUCAAGACGCUCAUUGGGGACGACAUCAGCUACUUCCAGUCGUCAAAAAAUCCGAUAUCUCUUCACAAAUCCAGCGAGCACCGUUCGCAGCCUCGUCGCCACCGCCAAAGGCAAAUUGUUCCGCGCCAGAGCCAAUAAAUCGCCCUACUUGAUGAGGAAGCAAGGAACUCGGGACCUUUCUGAUAUCUACAUCCGUUCAAGCACUGGCUUGGCCACGGAUAUGGACGAGGCGCCAGAGGUUCAUCCCUUGAGGUCGUGCCCCAUUCAAGAAGAAAGACGGGGCUUGGACGUGAUGAGCCACUGGGAGUCGGUGGGAGCCGACCUAGAUUAUCAAGCCGUGGUCAGAUCAGAGGGAGGGCUCCACGAUAGAGCAGCUAAUCAUCAUGGUAGCCAAUCCCAAGCAUUAUCUGAUCUCGAGAUAGGUGUUGCCAGAUCUGUGGGAAGACGUCUCGAUGAAGAUUCAGUCACCGACAGCAAUGCCGCCCCUUUGGAUGUUUUCUCGUCUGAUGGUACCCCAGCAUCAUCAGAUACCAGCUUGCAGGACAGUCGAGAUGACCUGUCAAUCAGCUCCAAUCAUGGUGACCUCAGGGAAAGAAGGAGGGACGGGGUCGUGUUCCUCGACAGGUCUACCAUGCCGAGCACGUUGAACGACGUACUGAGCGGUUAUCCCUGGUCCACCAGCUUUUCCUACUCUACAGACCAUUCUCCCAUCAGUCUCCACAAGAUAUCCCAGAAAGACAAAAGGUUAUCGUCAGUAUCACACAUCUCAAAGAUGCGAGACAAUACGCCACGAUUGGAGGUGGACUAUGGACCUUCUUGGCUCAUGCCUGAUGAUUCGGGAAGGACAGUGCACGAGGUGCUGCUCGAGGAACAAGCCAAGCGGGAUGCUAGACUUGAGGAUGUGCGGGAAAAGUUCGAGGAGCAAAGUAAAUAUUUGAGGGACCUGAUGAGCGAUGAAGGGCAAAUUGAUGUCGGGGAUGCGAGCUACCUGAGUCAGCAUCUACUAUGA